This is a messenger RNA of Anopheles maculipalpis, 1005 nucleotides long. RefSeq lists its product as uncharacterized. NCBI's taxonomy places the organism in Eukaryota, Metazoa, Arthropoda, Insecta, Diptera, Culicidae. The transcript has a single exon. The record is from RefSeq and is a predicted model, not a curated record. Bases 142 to 1005 code for a protein of 287 amino acids.
CAUCCGCCGCGGUACUACGCUUCGCUCGCUCAACUGUACCGCAAGUCAUCGAGCCCGGCAAGGCAAGGCCCAACGGGCGGUAGUGGUGGACGCGGUGCGGUAGCACGGUACGCCAAAGCGAAUCGUGGAGUACCGGGUGGCAUGAACUCGUUGCCGCGACUGCUAAACCCUAGAGCAACCUCGGAGCUACGGCGAAGUUCUGCCGCAGGGUUGAAUGUGGUUUCGCAGCGUCCUCCACUACCGCCGAAGAUUGAGCUGCGUAGUCACAGCUACGAUGGACUGCUGGAUGAUUCGGCAAGCAUGCAGAGCCGCAAGGCGGUGGUGGAACCCGCCACUACAAAGGCAACUGAAGGGAAUGAUCGAGUCGAUGGACGUGGUGCAAUCUCGCCAACGCACCAAGAGGAAGCGGUAAACGAACCUCAGAUUGCUCGCAAAGUAGCAACCGGUACGGAAGCUUCGAUCAAGAGCAAAAAUAGACGAUCUCGUAGCAUGGACGAUCUGUUCGAUGAUGGUGACGAUGGAACCGGUGGUGACUUCCUCGACAACACACAAAGCAUGGAAACGCUGCUAGAACCGGGUUCACCCACCUCUGGGACGGGUGAUGGGUGUCCACCGGAGACGCCGGUUCGUUCGAUGGGUGGCAACAUCUGUCUAAAUCGGCGCUUCGUGCGGGAAGAUACGAACGAUGAUGAUCAGGACACGAUCGACGGUUCGGCGGCUGGAUCUCACACCGCAUCACACGAGCAGUUGUGCGAAAAGGAAACGAUCACGGUCGACAGUACACCCCGGUACGUGCGGGAGGUGGACAGUGCAGGGCCAGAGCUGGACGGUCGGACAAAGCGAGAAGACGAUGGGGAAGAUGACGUUCUGUCGACACACUCGUCCGUCACCUCUUCGCUAGGAUCGACGGCAUCCGGCGAGAAGGGCACUACAGGACCCAAGAAAGCACCGAAACCGUUGAUCAAUCGGUACGUGAAGAAGGUGAAAUCGUUUAUGAAAAUGUAG